AUGGGCUGUGUGCUCCCUCAGAGAUCACAUGACCAGAACUAAUGCAGUUCUAACUGUAACGGAAGUAGGCGCCCCUUAAUUUUUUAAAUGGCAAUUUCUAUUUAGGAUUACCUAAUGGUACAUACUUCUAAUAUUUUUAUGAAAAUGGUUUAUUUAGAUGAAGCGGGGUUUUCCAUGUGCUGCAUUACCUACAUUGUUUGGGGGUAUCGUUUCUUUUAAGUUAUGAUUGUUGUGUCAUAUAAGAACAUUUACCCAUCUGACCCGAUAGGAAGAGCUCUUUUGUCAUAUACCUGCCUAUUGACAUGAUAAAACACACACACACAUAUAUAUAUAUAUAUACAUACAGUAUAUACAUAAAUAGUAUAUAUUAGAGAAUUUAGAGUCAAAUGCUUAUGAUCAGUAGCUGAUGCUGCAGCUUUUGUAGAAGUGGUUCUUUAAUGUGUAAACAGAUAUUUGUGUUUUGGAGUCCUCCAGACUUGAGAAUGAUUGUUGUACUGCAGUUUAUGGCUCUCUGCUUGGCUCUGGUCUCCACGUUAUUCCUGAUCGUGGCCACCUGGACAGACUGCUGGAUGGUUAAUGCCGAUGACAGCUUAGAGGUCAGUCAGAAAUGUCGUGGUCUGUGGUGGGAAUGUGUGACCAAUACACAGGAUGGAAUAAAAACAUGUGACCAAUAUGAUUCUAUUUUAGCGGAGCACCCGUUAAAAAUAGUGCUUACAAGAGCCCUGAUGAUCACAGCAGAUAUACUGGCAAGCUUUGCUCUAAUAAUACUGGUUCUAGGUCUCGAUGCUGUCAAGUUCCUAAGAUCAGAGCCCCAUAUCAAACUACGCAUGUGUUAUAUGGCUGGCUUCAUAUUUGGCAUUGGAGGUAUCCCAGGAAUGAUUGGCUCAGUGUGGUACGCAGUCGAUGUGUAUGUAGAAAGGGCGACUCUUGUAUUACAGAAUGUAUUUCUUGGGAUUCAUUAUGAGUUUGGCUGGUCUUGCUGGCUGGGAAUGGCUGGUUCUACUGGCUGUUUUUUGGCUUCAAUAGUUCUUACUUGCUGUCUUUAUAUCUUUAGAGAUCUUGGAUCAUAUUCAAGGAACCAGCGAUCCAUUUAUAAAUAUGGAAGAACUGCAACUGGCAAAAUGUAUGCCAUGGACUCCAGAGUGUAAUCUGCAAGAAGAAAAAGCUGAUCAUCUGCACUAAGUCUUCUAAUGCAAACCUCCAUCUUGUGUGUAUGUGUGUAUAUUUAUACCAGAUGUGUACAAGUUGAAGGGUGUAAAUACAGAAUUUAUGGUCGUCUGUAUAGUUGUCUUUUAUAGAGACUUGAUGUGAAAGGUCGUUAAUAUUGUAUCUCGCUUAACUGAAUGCUGUUGCAAAUGUAUAUUCAUUUAAAUGUUCUGGUAUUAAAUCUUUAAAAAUGGAUAAACCACUGCACUUUAAUGGAAUAUUUUAGAGAAAGUUCUCAAAAAUAUCCAAGCCACUUUUAUUCAAAGGAGCUCAAUAAUUCAAGCACAUGCUGCUAAUUUAAGAGGAAACACAUAUUUAUAAAUCUAUACGUAAACAUUUCCCAUGACAUGGCAGGAAAUAUGACACAAUAUUUAAAGGAUGCUGGUUGUCAGCUCCCAUGUUGCUUCAUAAUUUAGAUGUGGAGGUGUAAGUGACUUGUGUACAGUCAGAGAGUGCUCAGAAAGCAGAACUAUUAAAAAUGGCUCCCAGCUACUGAAAGGCAGUAAUAAUAAAAUGUGUCAAGCGUUGUCCUGCCUUGAAAUAUUCUCCCCAUAUCUUUGGGAAUAGUGUUCUUUCUAUAAUCAGACACCACUGUAGAGUAAAUACAGUUUCUGCAUGACGACAACAGGAUAACAGAUUUAGUUUAUAACAAGACAUCUGUCCAUUAAGUUCUCAACUGCAAAAUACUCUGCAAGUCGAACCAGAUAAAGGCACAGAAAAACCACCAUCAGAUCAGACAUCUGUUCAUACACACAGAGUAAGGAGUCUGUAUGUGACCAUUUCUAGGUACUGGAAUAUGGGAUUGUAGGAGAGCCCUUAUGUUUUGUAUAUUAGAAUUGUAUAGUACUCUUUUCUAAUUAGCAACUAAUUAGCAAAGGAAAAAUUAUGACUGUGUUGGGAGGGUUGACAAUAGAAUCAGCAAUUAACAAUAAGUGAUAAGGCUAAAACCGUAUGGGUCGAACGUUUCACAAAUUGUGAGGCAACAGGCAAAUUACAUAAAGAAAAACUAUACCCCAAACAAUGUAGGUCUCUAUAAAAAUAUACUGCAUAAACAAGCUCAUAUGUAAAA
Molecule: messenger RNA, 2275 nt
Organism: Xenopus tropicalis (tropical clawed frog)
Lineage: Eukaryota; Metazoa; Chordata; Amphibia; Anura; Pipidae
Product: claudin-16
Exons: 5
Coding region: 438-1148 (236 amino acids)
Cellular component (GO): plasma membrane; bicellular tight junction; membrane
Molecular function (GO): structural molecule activity
Source: RefSeq, a predicted model, not a curated record